AUGAACCCUGGGUCAUCUCUGCGUGCGCUGCGUGCCCCUCUCCGCCGCACCGCGUACCCGUACCGCGCGAUCUCGGUCUCUGCGCGCCGCUUCAACGAGGCUAAGGAGGAGGCCAAGGACAAGAAGGACGACAAGAAGGACGACAAGAAGGACGAGAAGAAGCGCGGAUGGGACGACAGCGCCGCCCCGCCCCAGAGCCCGUUCAAGGUGUUCCUUCGUGUGUUCAAGGAGGAGAUUGACAAGAACCAGGGCUGGCAGCAGAAUGUUGCGCAGCUCCAGGGCGAUGUCGACAAGAUGGCCGACAGUGAGGCGAUGAAGAAGGCUCGCGAGAUGUACGAGCGGACGAGGAUCACCAACAUGAUGAAGGAGAACCCGCGCCUGGCCGCCGCCGUGGAGGACCUGAAGAAGGCCGGUGUGAGCGUCAACGACGCCGUCUCGCGUGCGCUCCAGGACUCGGAGGUGCUCAGGGCGAUUGCACGCGUGUCCAACUCCGUUGCCAUGUUUGCCGACCACGCGACGGCGCCGAUCCGUGACACUGAGGUCUACAAGACCAUUGCGGCGAGCGUCGAGGAGGCGUUUGACGACACGGCCGGCUCGCACCUCCGUUACGGCGGGUAUGUGGAGAAGGACGACCGCCGGAGGCGGCGAGAGGCGCGCCUCGUCAAGGCGGGGAAAACGACCAAGCGGGUGUCAGAGAACCCCGAAGCCGGCGAGGCGCUUGUUCUCUCGGACAAGCAGGACACAUCUUCGACGCGCUUCCAGUUCAUCAAGGACCACCCGACGUAUCAGCGCCUGCGUGAGCAGUACGAAGACUCUGAGAACCCUGCCGUCGAGACGUUCCGCUCAAUGGCAUCAACGAUCGGCGGAUGGUUUGACGAGAACGAGACGGCAAAGGUCAUCCGCACGAUUCGCGAGAUGGACCCCGACUUUACAAUGGACGGCUUCACCCGCGAGCUGCGCGAGUACAUUGUCCCCGAGGUUGUCGACGCCUACCUCACGGCGGACCGGGAGAGCCUCAGGCAGUGGUGCGGUGAAGCGACGUUUAACGUCCUCUGGGCAACGAUGGGGCAGUACAUCAAGCAGGGGCUUGUGUCCGACUCGCGCGUCCUUGACAUCAAGCACGUCGACAUUGCGCAGGGCAAGUUGCUCGACAACGACGUGCCCGUCUUUGUUGUGAGCUUUGCAUCCCAGGAGAUCCUCCUCUUCCGCUCGGCCAAGACUGGCGAGGCCGUGGUUGGCGACGAGAACGCCGUCGAGGCAUGCCGCUACGCCAUGGUCCUGACUCGCGUGCCGACCGAGCUCGACAACGAGCUCACUGGCGGCUGGAAGGUUGUCGAGAUGGCGCGCCGUGGCGCCCGUAGCUUCUUGUAG
Cutaneotrichosporon cavernicola is the source of this 1371-nucleotide messenger RNA. RefSeq lists its product as uncharacterized. Gene Ontology annotation, cellular component: mitochondrial inner membrane. The record is from RefSeq and is a predicted model, not a curated record. Lineage: Eukaryota; Fungi; Basidiomycota; Tremellomycetes; Trichosporonales; Trichosporonaceae. Bases 1 to 1371 code for a protein of 456 amino acids. Gene Ontology annotation, molecular function: protein-folding chaperone binding. The transcript has 3 exons. Gene Ontology annotation, biological process: protein import into mitochondrial matrix.